This is a messenger RNA of Cajanus cajan (pigeon pea), 1195 nucleotides long. NCBI's taxonomy places the organism in Eukaryota, Viridiplantae, Streptophyta, Magnoliopsida, Fabales, Fabaceae. The record is from RefSeq and is a predicted model, not a curated record.
UCUCUAGGACCAAAGAGCCAGAGCACAGAAGGGGUGAAAAAUUGGCCAAGCAAACGGGUUGGAGUGCAUUCUGUUGGUGAUCAUACAGCCAUUGAGCUAAUUGGAAGAGAUCGCCCAGGCCUUUUGUCUGAGAUUUCAGCUGUUCUUGCCAACCUCCAUUUUAAUGUUGUUGCAGCAGAAGUUUGGACUCAUAACAGUCGAAUCGCUUGCAUCCUUUAUGUCAAUGAUGCUACAAACCAAGCUGUGGAUUAUCCAAACAGAUUAUCUCUUAUGGAGGAGCAGCUCAACAACAUCUUACGUGGAUGUGAUGGUGACAAAGUUGCUAGGACCAGUUUCUCCAUGGGUUUGACCCAUAUGGAUCGGCGGCUUCACCAAAUGUUAUUUGCUGAUCGGGAUUAUGAAAGUUCUGGAGUAACAACUGAUGUUGAUUGUCAUCCCUCUUUAAGGCCAAAAAUCACAAUAGAACGUUGUGAGGAAAAAGGUUACUCAGUGGUGAGUGUAAGGUGCAAAGAUCGGGCAAAACUCAUGUUUGACAUUGUUUGCACUCUUACUGAUAUGCAAUAUGUUGUUUUCCAUGCCACAAUCUCAUCAGAUGUCCCUUAUGCAUCCCAGGAAUACUUUAUUCGGCAUAUGGAUGGAUGCACGCUUGAUACUGAAGGAGAAAAAGAAAGGGUCAUCAAAUGCAUUGAAGCUGCUAUUCGAAGAAGAGUAAGCGAGGGUGUGAGCCUUGAGCUGUGUGCAAAGGAUAGAGUGGGGUUGCUGUCCGAAGUAACAAGGAUUCUACGAGAGAAUGGGUUGACAGUGUGCAGGGCAGGUGUAUCAACAAGAGGGGAGCAAGCACUGAAUGUGUUCUACGUGAGGGAUGCAUCAGGGAACCCAGUGGACAUGAAAACUAUCGAAGCACUUCGUAAGGAAAUAGGUAAGACAAUGAUGGUGGAUGUUAAGAGAGUACCAAGCAAUGCCAAAGCACAAGCACCAGAGACACGAAGAUGGGCCAAAACUAGUUUCUUCUUUGGUAACUUGUUGGAAAGGUUCUUGACUUAAGUAAGAACCGUGCUCAUGCAUCUUGUUUAGUUGCUUUUGAUUUGUAAAAGACACACCAUGAUGUACAGAAGAAUAAAGUUGUUUCUGUCUCAAAUAUUGGCAGCGCUUGGUAUCAGAACAAUGAUUCACUUAUAUUGUAUCAUGUUUUAGA